Hyphopichia burtonii NRRL Y-1933 is the source of this 1447-nucleotide messenger RNA. Its product is annotated as Golgi transport complex subunit. NCBI's taxonomy places the organism in Eukaryota, Fungi, Ascomycota, Pichiomycetes, Serinales, Debaryomycetaceae. Gene Ontology annotation, biological process: cytoplasm to vacuole targeting by the Cvt pathway; intra-Golgi vesicle-mediated transport. Bases 25 to 1380 code for a protein of 451 amino acids. The record is from RefSeq and is a predicted model, not a curated record. Gene Ontology annotation, cellular component: COG complex. The transcript has a single exon.
UUCUAGGGAGACACAACUUAGGAGAUGUCACAGAUAUUGUUGAACACCUUGAAAGAGGACUUAGAUCCUUCUUUGGUGCAAAUUCUAGAUACAGAUACCCAAUUAAGUGGAAUCACUGAGAAAUAUUUACUGGAUUUAUUGAUUAAUGACGAUUUACUAUCCACCGAUAUAUACACUACAACAAGCUCCAAUUCACAGGAAAAUAGCUCUGAUAAGAAAAGAACGUUGACGGAGGAGAUUGCUGAGCUUGACCAGCAGCAUCGUCAAAUUGACUUGAAGUUAGCUUCAAUUACAAACAGUAAUAGAGACUUGAUCAUAGAUAUCAGUGAAGAUUUAAAUUCAAUCAACGACCAAAUAGAUAGCAAAUUGAUCGCAGAGAUUGAGCAUAUGCUUAAGACAUUGAAGUUAGAAGAAGUGGAGCAGGAUGCUGAAAAAAGCAAAGCCAAUAGCGAAAGUAUGGAUAAAUUCAAUAUCACAAUCAAUGAGAGACUUACCAAUUCGAUCAAGACUAAUAAUUCUGUUUUAUCUAAUAUUGAUUCGAUUCUCGAUAUAUUAGAGAUACCAACGUUAUGCAAAUUGUGUAUAUUACAAGGUAAUUAUCAAGAGUCUUUGGAAAUAUUUAUGCUAUCGCAGACCCUUGUUAUUAGAUUCCCUAAGUUAGUUGUGUUCCGAAAGAUUCAUGAUCAGGUCGAUAGAGAAUUACAAUUAAUGGUUCGUGGUCUAAUCAAGUUGCUUAAUACCAAUUUAAAACAAAAUAACAUCUUGAAAAUAUUUCAAAUUUUGAAUAAACCGGAUUUGAUAAAUUAUAACACCUCCUCUUCCUCAGACAUGAGUAGAGAAGAAAAGAUCAGUCAAAAAGAUAGAUUCUUGAAAAUGAUCUACCUUAAUUCCAGAUUCAAUUUCAUCACUAACGAGUUGGCCAACUUGAAACCAAUUAUUAAAUUCAAUAAAUUAACUUAUUUGAAAAGGUUCAUUGAAAUUUAUAGAGAGUAUAUCUUCAAUUCUUUAUCCAUAUAUCAUGCAAUAUUCAACUCAAAGUCAGUUCUUGUUGAAGCUCAACAAAAGGAAGAGGAAGACUCAAUCCUUAUUAGUCAAUUCAUAAAAAAUUUGGCAGACUUACUUUGUAAGGAACUUGAUUUGUAUCUCCCUGAAAUAAUUAACCCUUCAUCCACUGACGAAGAUAUCAAUAUUGAGAAAGUGAGCCAGAAAGACGGUAUAAUAUUACAGAUAUUGUACUUGUGCCGAUCUUUGGCCAAGUACAACGUCGACUUUGAAAAUAUACUAGCUUGGAAUUUAUGCUACAAGGAUCCCACACCUUUAGUAUCGGAAAGCGACUGGAAUAAAAAUAUUUCAAAAAUUAAGAAAGUUAGACUAGAUUAAAACAAAAGUUAAUAGCAUCAAUCGAACUAAACGUACAUAAAAAUUAAUAUAUAAUACAACAAUAAAG